ACCACUGUGGAAGUAAAGAUGGCUGUGGUCGGACGUCUAUCAAGAAUAGCCAGACUGGGCUCAAACAUCCAUCGUUGGAUAUUUAACAAAAAUUUGAAGAGCCGAGGGAUAGCGUCAUGUAUAGACCCUUCUUAUGGACUCACAGAUGAACAGAAAGAGUUUCAGAAAGUGGCUUUUGACUUUGCAGCGAAUGAAAUGGCUCCUCACAUGGCCGAGUGGGACCAAAAGGAAAUUUUCCCAGUAGAGGCAAUGCGAAAAGCAGCUCACUUGGGGUUUGGUGGGAUCUACGUCCAGCCAGAUGUUGGAGGAUCAGGCCUGUCUCGGCUGGACACAUCGAUCAUCUUUGAGGCUUUGUCCACAGGAUGUGUGAGCACCACAGCUUACAUGAGUAUCCACAACAUGUGUGCCUGGAUGAUUGACACAUUUGGCAACAAUGAGCAGAGAGAGAAGUUUUGUCCUGAUCUCUGUACGAUGGAAAAGUUUGCUUCCUAUUGUCUCACUGAACCAGGCAGUGGAAGUGAUGCUGCUUCACUUCUGACCUCUGCACAGCGGAAAGGUGACCAUUACAUCUUAAAUGGCUCCAAGGCCUUUAUCAGUGGAGGAGGAGACACAGAUGUCUAUGUAGUAAUGUGCCGAACAGGAGGUAAAGGACCUAAAGGUAUCUCGUGUUUGGUGGUAGAGAAGGGAACAUCAGGCCUGAGUUUUGGAAAAAAGGAAAGAAAGGUGGGCUGGAACUCUCAGCCUACCAGGGCGGUGAUAUUUGAGGAUUGUACAGUGCCAGUAACCAACCGGCUGGGCGAGGAAGGACAGGGCUUCAACAUUGCCAUGAGAGGCUUGAAUGGAGGCAGGAUUAAUAUUGCCUCUUGCUCUCUGGGGGCAGCACAUGCCUCCGUGCUGUUGGCAAGGGAUCAUAUGCUGGUGAGGAAGCAGUUUGGAGAAACACUCGCCAACAACCAGUUUCUUCAAUUCAAACUGGCAGAAAUGGCCACCAAGUUAGUUGCAUCUCGCCUUCUGGUGCGUGAAGCUGCAACGGCAUUGCAGGAGAACCGGCCUGAUGCGGUUUCCCUCUGCUCCAUGGCCAAGCUCUUUGUCACAGAUGAAUGCUUUAAUAUCUGCAACCAGGCUCUGCAGAUGCAUGGUGGGUAUGGUUAUCUAAAAGACUAUGCAGUACAGCAGUUUGUGCGGGACAUUAGAGUCCAUCAAAUCCUAGAAGGAACCAACGAGGUGAUGAGGAUGAUUAUAUCCAGAAAUCUGCUGUCAGAGUCCUGAUAAAUCUUUUCUCCUGGACCAUAUUGCUGUGGUCUUUAUUUCUGGUUUGUUACUGUGUGACUGGACCUGAAUUGCCCUCUGCAACUUUACAAAAGUGACUGGAAAGUUUAGCGUAAAGCAUUCAGAAAAUUCUAGGAUUUUGUAGCAUAAUAUCAGAUCACCUGUUACAUGUUUAGCUCCGGUGUAGACAAGGGGCUUUUGGGAUGUCAAUAGUGAGUAAUGAAGCAGCUGUUUAACCAAUGAUACAAAGAUAAAUAUCUGAGUAACAGCUGGCUAGAUCAUCAUGAAUAAUAUACAAAUUUAUUUGUCACAUAGGAGUGAUCUGGAAGCUCAUCUGCUAUGUCAUGACUGAGCUUCUGGUAGAAAAGGUCAGUGUUUUGCAGGUUUCUGGAACAGCCUGCAGAUAUCACGAUGCUGCUCAAACACGACAGAUGAGUAGAAUACAAACAGGUUUCUUAAUCCCAAACUCUUGUCCCCUGGUUACCGACACAGAUGCAACACUGGGCAUUCCCUAACCUUUCAGGCAGCACCACCUUUGAGCUAAAAUUUCCAUUUGUACAACACUCGUGGCACUUAAAAGCUCUAAUGAAGCUCCGACAUUACACACAACCUGAUCAUUUUUACUGUUCAACUUGAAAGGAAACUUUAUAAUACGGAGCUGCGAUGUUGAGCCUCGUCUCUUGUUUUUCGUUGCUACGUAACAUUUUUUCUGGCUACACCAUCAUUGGUUAUAUGAAUUUAUGUUAACAUUAUAUUUCUUUUUUUUUUUUCACAGUUUAAAUCAGUUUGUAUGAGCAGAUUGAAAGUAUGUAAAGUAAAAGGUCCUCAACCAUUCAACACCAACUUUAUUUCAAAUGAAAGCAUCACAUGCAGUGUCAUCAUUUCUGUUCCUAAGUGGCCUUCCUGAUCGUAUUUAUACCAUAGUUACUGCGUUGUAUCUGUAUUCUGUCCUGUUUUAUCUGCAGUCAGCAGUGAAUUGUGUGGAUUUUAUGUUUUGUGGAUUUGCAAUCACACUCCAAAAUACACUUUCCUCAAAAGGAA
Molecule: messenger RNA, 2310 nt
Organism: Melanotaenia boesemani (Boeseman's rainbowfish)
Lineage: Eukaryota; Metazoa; Chordata; Actinopteri; Atheriniformes; Melanotaeniidae
Gene: acad8
Product: acyl-CoA dehydrogenase family, member 8
Exons: 11
Coding region: 19-1269 (416 amino acids)
Biological process (GO): lipid metabolic process
Molecular function (GO): acyl-CoA dehydrogenase activity; flavin adenine dinucleotide binding
Source: RefSeq, a predicted model, not a curated record